AUGAAUAAAACUGAGCUUGCGUUCAUCCCUCUAGCAGGCGCAGGCCACUUGGUUCCUGAAGUUGAGUUUGCAAAGCGAUUGUUAGAGCGAGAUGAUGGGCGUUUCUCAGUGGCUGUCCUUCACAUGGAUUCUAUUUUUACUAGAAAUGUUGUUACACAUACGUUAUAUAAAUCACUUGCAGAAUCUAAUACUCCAAUAAGGUUCAUCAAUCUUCCUCCUCCCAUAGACUUUUCUCCUUCAAAAGAUGCUCAUAAAUCUGUAGAAAAGCGUAUGCUUGAGUUCAUAGAUUCUCAUGAAACUUGUGUUAAAGAAGCGAUUGUCAAGCAUGUGAUUUCCCGUUCUAAUUCAGCUACACUUGCUGGGUUGGUAGUUGAUAUGUCUUAUACAUCAAUGAUCGAUGUGGGAAAUGAACUUGGUGUUCCUUCUUAUUUGUUCUUCCCUUCUACUGCAGCUUUUCUUGGUCUUAUGCUGUACCUUCCAACUCAACAUGAUGAAGUUGGAAGAGGAGUUGAAGAGUUUGAUGGCGAGUUGAUGAUCCCUAGUUAUGUUAAUCCAAUUCCAAGCAGUGGUCUGCUAGAAGUUUUGUUAACAUUCCAGGAGCUGGAAUCUCAUGCGGUUAAGUCUCUGUUGAAUGAUUUUGAUCAUAUGCCACCAAUUUACACGGUCGGACCAGUUAUUGAUGUAAAGGGACGUCAGAGUGAUGAGACAGAAAAAGCUGAUGAGAUAAUGAAAUGGGUUGAUGAUCAGCCUGAUUCAUCAGUUGUUUUCUUGUGCUUUGGAAGCCCGGGGAGCUUUAGUGAAGAACAAGUCAAAGAAAUUGGAUUUGGAUUGGAGCAAAGUGGGGUAAGGUUCUUGUGGUCUUUACGGAAGCCACCACCAAAUGGCGAAUUUGAAGGGCCUAGUGAUUACAAUAGUGAUAAUCUCCAGGAAAUCUUGCCAAAUGGGUUCUUGGAAAGAACAAAGGAAAAGGGUUUGGUGUGUGGACGGGCACCACAAAAGGAGGUGUUGGCUCAUAAAUCAGUGGGAGGAUUCGUGUCACGUUGUGGGUGGAAUUCAAUCUUGGAGAGCUUGUGGUUUGGUGUUCCAAUUGUGACAUGGCCUAUGUAUGCUGAGCAGCAGCUUAAUGCUUUCCAAAUGGUGAAAGAUUUGGGAUUGGCCGUGGAGUUGAGAGUAGAUUAUAGGAUCACUAAUGGGGAAGUUGCAUUGGGAGAUGAAAUAGGAAGAGCUAUAAAAUGUGUGAUGGAGAGUGAUAAUGAAGUGAGGAAGAAGGUGAAAGUGAUGAGUGAAAAGAGCAGAUUAGCAGUGAUGGAAGGAGGAUCUUCAUUUGCUGCAUUUGGACGCUUUAUUGAUGAUGUAUUAUGA
Messenger RNA from Pistacia vera, 1362 nucleotides. Its product is annotated as UDP-glycosyltransferase 71K1-like. Gene Ontology annotation, molecular function: UDP-glycosyltransferase activity. Lineage: Eukaryota; Viridiplantae; Streptophyta; Magnoliopsida; Sapindales; Anacardiaceae. The record is from RefSeq and is a predicted model, not a curated record.